AUGGGGUGGGCGCACCCAGCGGUGGCCAUGGAGGAGGUGCUCGGUCUGGUCCGGGGUUUCGUGGACGUCGUUGUCCUUGCCGGCGGCCGCACCUCGUCCGGCGUCGCCGCUACUUGGAGCGCCGACGAGGUCAAGAAGGCCCUCCGGUGGGCGCUCUUCUUCGAGGAGGUUUUCAAGGACCUGCGUGACUCGGGCCAGUACGAGGAUUCUGCAAGAGAGCUCGAUGCGUCACUCCUUGAGCUCACUUCGAGCCCCGAGUUCCCGAAGGGUCUUGCUGCUGUACGUUCAGAAAUGCUUUCCAUGGCAAGGGUGUUGGUUGUGCGACAUUUUCUGAAAGCAAAAACAAUGAGCGUGGAAAGCUUUGGUGCUCUUCUUGAAGCGGUUGUUGAGAUGGAUAUUGAUGGCAUUUGUGCUACUGGUGUGCACAACGCAUGCCAAGAGUAUGCUGAGUCAAUAUUGAAUAUGAAUCUGUCAUGUUUUGCGCAGUCCAUGAAUGCUUGUGAUGGUGGACUUCCCACUAGUUCUGAUGAACUGCAUGCAGAAUCCAUGGGCAAUUCACGCAUUAUAGUUAAAGAAUUUCAGAAAACACUGGAUUCAGCAUUGUGUGCUUGUUUGGCUGAGAGAGGACUGGAAACACUUUUGAACAGUGUGAAAAGAAAUAGCUUGGAAAAUCGUAGUAAUAAGCCAUGCGUCCCAGUGAUUCCAAAAACAUCGCGAAUGAUCGACAAGUUUCUAAUGUGGAAGCAAUGGAGAGCCAAGUGUUUGUCAUAUUUGCUUGAUGAGCGGACCAUUCGGGUUUUGGCUGGAGCUAGUUUGAUUUUUAAAGCUCCUAAAGAGCAGUGGAUGAAAGUGUUUGAGCCCUUGAAAGGUUUAGCCGAACCAUGUCAUAGUGGUCUUGUCGAAACCAUGGAGAUAUGCUUGCUGGGUUCAAUUACAGGGCGAUGGAACACAUUGAUAGAGAGCUUCAUAUCACACAGUUUCUGUUUCAUUCCUAUAUCCAAGAAGUACGCUGAUCUGCACCAGUGCCUUCACAGAACUUCUCAGGAGAAAUUCCAAGACGAACAUCUUAAUUUGGAGGAAAAGGAUAUUCUUGACUAUGCAAGACAGUCAUUAGAGAGUAAACCAUCCUUACUAUGGCUUCUACCUCCAGUUCUUACUGCCGCAGCAAUUCCACCACGGUCAAGCUUGUUCCAGAUAUACCUUGCUCAAAUAGAUAAGCAAUUUCAUGAUGCUACUCCUGCAGAUCGCUGCUCCCUUUCUCAGAUUUCAAAUGAGAUGAGCACCCAAGCGCUCAGAAUUCUUCAGCUAAAGCUAGAUUUUCUUCCUUCCAGCAGAAAAUCAAUUGAUUCCGCCUUUUUGCAUGCUGGAAACAGUCGAAAUGAAAGAGAUAUAGAUUAUGGCUAUUUCAUAUUCUACCUACCCCAGAUCAGAACUCCAAAUAUUAAACUGAUGGGUACUGCAUGCAGCCAUACAUCAACCAUGAAUCGGCUUCACAGUGGAAGAGUUCCCCCAUGUCUUUCGUCAGCUCUAACAUUAGUACCAGCAUUCUCAGAGGUAUCAUUUCCUAGUUUUCCAGAGCAGAGAUCAUCUUUUGUUGAAAGGGAACUGCCUAUUAGUUCUGUCACCUCAUUUGACACUUCUAUGGCUGCACAUGAUACCAUGUCAACACAUAUGUUAGCUUCCAAUUUCACCAACGAAUCACCUAAUGGGCAGCUUUGUUCUGGAUCAUAUGUUACUGAGCCAUAUGAUCCUGAUACUCCAUUGCUAGCAACGCAUUCAUCAUUAAUCGGUAAUUCAAGGCCUUUGGUGAUGGACUUUCCAGAAAUAUCUGAACAGAUAUGUUCGAACCAAGAACAACUCCUAGGUUUAUUUGAUUAUCCAGCAAGUGUCGAUUUUUCCAAAUCAAAAAAUGUGACCAUCUUGGGCCAACAAGUUCAGGACACCAUUACCGCCGAUCCUAAUUCUCACCUUACACCACAAAAUGAGUGGUUCUCGUCUGGGGGUUCUAUGCAGCUUCAGAAGAAUGUAGGUUCUGCUGAAUCUGUGCUGAAGCCUCCCUUCUUCAAACACUGCUCCAAAGCCAAGGAUGCGCUGGACACCGAGCUUCAUGAGUGUUUUGUUGAUGCUGUUAACAAGCUCGGUGGGAGCGAAAAAGCAACUCCAAAAGCAGUCCAGAAGGUUAUGAAGGUCGAAGGAUUAACUAUAUACCAUGUAAAAAGCCAUCUGCAGAAGUACCGUACAGUUCAACAUCGGUCUGAAUCAUCCCAUGGUGUUUCUGGAGGGAGAAGCAGCCAGGCAGAUGAAGAUUCCAUUCCACAAUUGAAGUGA
This is a messenger RNA of Miscanthus lutarioriparius, 2328 nucleotides long. The record is from the annotation of a GenBank genome assembly. NCBI's taxonomy places the organism in Eukaryota, Viridiplantae, Streptophyta, Magnoliopsida, Poales, Poaceae.